AACAGUGGACCAACAGGCGCGCGACGCGACCAGCGAAUCAAUUCAAACAAAAGUCGCGUUUUGUUUGACGAUUUGAAAGUAUUUACGUAUGCGCUAUUUUGUAAUCAAUUAACCAUAAAUUGAUAGUAAAAAUGUCCCGGAACCUACCCUUGAGGAGCAGUCAAUUAUUAUUUACCAUCAGUCGACGGAAUUACGCAACAAAAGCAGCCGCCCAUCCCCGAUCUAAUCGCUGGAAGAGCGUAAUCGGAUUGGAGGUGCACGCUCAAAUCCAAACAACCUCCAAGUUGUUCUCCGGCGCAGAAGUAGCUUUCUCGUCACCCAUCAAUUCGUGUGUUUCGUUGUUCGAUGCCUCCACUCCCGGGACACUUCCCGCGUUGAACCGCAAGUGCGUUGAAAUGGGUGUGCGAACGGCACUGGCUUUGGGCUGCACGAUAAACCCGAUAUCGAUGUUCGACCGGAAGCACUAUUUUUACGCGGAUUUGCCUGCCGGUUAUCAAAUAACGCAACAACGGGCACCGCUGGCUAAGGGUGGUCUGUUGACGUUUCCGGUGCUCGUACCUCGUGUAGCUCAAAAGCCCUACUACAAAUCUGCUCGGCUUCAUCAGCUGCAGUUGGAACAGGAUAGUGGGAAAUCGCUACACGAUCCCAUCGAACGGAAGAGCUUAGUAGACUUGAAUCGUGCUGGAGUUCCUCUUAUGGAGUUGGUUUUUGAACCGGAUCUGGAAACGGGAGAAGAAGCAGCUGCUCUGGUUAAAGAGUUGAUACUGAUACUGACUCGACUUGGGAGUUGUUCUUGCAAGAUGGAAGAGGGUGCUCUUAGAGUCGAUGCUAACAUUUCCGUGCAUCAGGAAAACACUCCCUUGGGAACCCGAACGGAAGUAAAGAACAUCGGUUCUGUCCGGGCUGUUGCCCAGGCGAUCGAAUUCGAAAUUGAACGACAGGUUAAUAUCCUGGACGGCGGUGGAAUAAUAACGAAUGAAACACGAGCUUGGGAUGCAGCCGGCAAGCGAACCAUAGCCAUGCGUGACAAGGAAGUGGUGCAAGAUUAUCGGUUUAUGCCGGAGCCAAAUCUGCCACCAUUACACGUGAACGUCGAAGGCGAAUGCGAUGUCGAUGUCCUAGUAGACGCCGUGCAUAUCGCAUCCAGUUUACCGGAACUACCGGAGGAAACCCGACGACAGAUAGUGGAAGUACAUAGUCUUACACCGGAAAUGGCCAUCAUCCUCGUGAACGACAUUACGCUGCACAGCCAUUUCCAUUCGAUCGUUAGCGAACCAAACAAAACGCGCUCUCCCAAGACCGUAGCAAAUUUCCUCAUCAAUGAAUUUCUCACAAUUCUAAACAAGAACAAAAUGGCCAUCGAAGAUUGUCGAAUCCCUUGGUCUCAUUUAGCCGAGUUAACUGACAUGCUGCAAGAUGACAUGAUAAACCCCCACCUGGCCAGGUUAAUUCUGCAACACUCGCUAGAGCGGGAAGGCACGGAAAGUCCUGCAGAAAUUGCACGGGCUAACGAUUGGCUGAUGAUAACCGAUCCCAACCGUAUCGAGGCACUGUGCAGAGAUGUGAUCGAGAAGAAUCCCAAAGUGGUGGAAAAGUACCGCAAAGGGAAGGAAAAGAUGCUGUACGCACUAGCCGGUGAGAUUGCCAAAGCUACGGAGCAAAAGGUGCACAUGGCGAAGGUUGUUGAUUUGUUGAAGAAAAUGCUGAAUAAAAAGAAUAUUCAGUAACAA
Molecule: messenger RNA, 1730 nt
Organism: Armigeres subalbatus
Lineage: Eukaryota; Metazoa; Arthropoda; Insecta; Diptera; Culicidae
Gene: GatB
Product: glutamyl-tRNA(Gln) amidotransferase subunit B, mitochondrial
Exons: 5
Coding region: 132-1727 (531 amino acids)
Biological process (GO): glutaminyl-tRNAGln biosynthesis via transamidation; mitochondrial translation
Cellular component (GO): glutamyl-tRNA(Gln) amidotransferase complex; mitochondrion
Molecular function (GO): glutaminyl-tRNA synthase (glutamine-hydrolyzing) activity
Source: RefSeq, a predicted model, not a curated record